AUGCACUCCCUAAGGAAGAGCAUUUCACCUUCCAAGAUGCUAGCGGUGGUUCUUCUGUCUUUCCUCAGUGCAGGAACAUCGUAUGGUAUAGCCCAGGCAAGGACAUCUUCCUUCUCUGGAGAAUUUGGUGGUAGCACUGGGAGUCAUUUUGACCAAUCGAAUAACCAGCUGGAUGGCCCCAUUACAGCCCUGAGGAUAAGGGCUAAUGACAGAUAUAUAGUAAGCAUCCAGGUUCGCUAUGGAGACUCGUGGUCUAACACUGAAGGGGGCACAGUGGGCAGCUCAUCCAAUGUGCAGCUUUUUCUCGGAGAAGGGUUUGUGCAGGUUUUGGGCCGUUUCAGAAGCCACAUGGAAUAUCUCGCCUUCCGUACCAACCAAGGCCGCAUCUUUGCCUUUGGACCCAGCUUCGGCUCAGGGACAUUCUUUAACGCUGAACCUUCAUUCCCAAACACAGUUCUGCGUUCCAUCAGCGGCCGUUCUGGGUCUUCAGUUGACGCCAUUGGGUUCCAUUGGGACACAGAUGAAUGA
Molecule: messenger RNA, 528 nt
Organism: Eublepharis macularius
Lineage: Eukaryota; Metazoa; Chordata; Lepidosauria; Squamata; Eublepharidae
Product: zymogen granule membrane protein 16-like
Exons: 4
Coding region: 1-528 (175 amino acids)
Source: RefSeq, a predicted model, not a curated record